Messenger RNA from Candidula unifasciata, 6138 nucleotides. NCBI's taxonomy places the organism in Eukaryota, Metazoa, Mollusca, Gastropoda, Stylommatophora, Geomitridae. The record is from the annotation of a GenBank genome assembly.
AUGGAGAGAAGAAAAGGCACAGUAGCUAAAAACCGAAACGUGUUUAAAGGAACUGUUCUCAUCUCCUUACUGGUAGAAACAAAUGCCAGUUUUUUUCCAAGUAGAAUAACAGCAUGUAAGUUUGCCAGGAGGUUGUUUCGAGAAGGACACAUACAGAGCAUUUCUGGGGCCAAGGAUUUUGAGGAUUCAGCUCAGUUGUACGUGUGGUGUGAUCUUGAGCGACCAGAAGCAGAGCAUGGACACAUUUUGAUCUCAGCUGGGUCUUCAUAUAGGCAGAUCAGCUGGCAGCUGAUUCAAGAUAUUAGAAGCAAACUAUUGAACAGAAGUGAAACCUACAACAUUGUCACAUCCUACAAUACUUUCUUUCAAGAGCUAGAACACGACUUUGGUUUUGUUCCCAAACCAGGUUCUAACACGAAGUCACAACCAGGUCAUAGGGAAGGCUGGAGCCAGAGCAACACGCCUCACACAAGCACACUAGAAAACAGGAAAGAUGUGGUGCAUUCUACAGACAGUUCACUUGAGAAUCAGGCAUACCAAGGAAGGUUGAGAGAUAAUAAAACUAAAAGAAAGAAUUGUAAACUUCCAGCUGGUAAUUCAUCUAGUGUAGACAAUAAAAUUUCCUCUUCUGUCACUGUGCCACAUGAAACAUUACAUUUAAAUCACCCUCAGCAAGACAGAAAAUCAUUUCAACAGAAACACCAUCUUCAGCAUAAUUCUCCUGCAUUACAUCAAAAUAUUCCAGAAGUAAACAGAGAACAGGCCAGCAGAAUGAACACAGAACAUAAUCUAGUAUCUGAUGAGAGACUGAUCAGCACCAAUGAGAACUCACAACAUCAGUUAUCACUCUCAGAUGUCACUAGCAUGAACCACAGAGAUGCUCCCUAUCAACAAGCAGCAAUGCUCAGUCAUAACAAGUCUGUAAAAUCAUUGGAUAAUUUAGAAAAUGCCAAAAUCAGACAUUCUGAACCAGUUCUUAACAGAGAUAAUGACAGAAGAACCACAGAGCAGUUUAACCACAACCAGACGCAGGCAUUUCCGCCUGAAAUGCAAAGUUGGCUGGAUCCAGGUGUAUCUCACUUCAGUGGAAAUCAGCUGCGAGUUCCGAAAAAUAAUAGACCUGAAGAUGAUAGUAGCCAGAGUAAUGGGAGUAGGACUAAAUGGGCAGAAAGUAGUGUUAAUGAUGGAAUGGAUAAUGGCCGGAGAUGGCCAGAAAGUGCGUACUCGUACUCAGAUAAUGAGAAGCAGCUUCUAGAAGAGAUGAGGAGAAUGAAAAAGGAACAUCAGAAUGUGCUCCGUACGUAUGAGAGCCGAAUAAACAAGCUGAUGGCCAAAAUGCAUGAGUUGCGUAACAUAGCCGAGAUGUUAGAGCACAGUUCAAACAAAUCAUCCCCGUAUGGCAUUCUGCCAGGAAAAUUAGCCAUUCUCAAUAUUCUAGAAGGAAAAACAGUGGAUGGGAAGAAUGUGGUGACAGAUUCUACAAACUCUGAAAGUGACCGGGUGCCUCCACCUCUACCACCUCGACCAGGCAAAGGAUCGAGAGUCUAUCCCAACAAGCCAAUCAUUCGGACAGAUGUUACAAUGAAGUCUCUACCAUGGUCAAGGAUUAUUCUAGAAAGCAAUGGAGGAAAACAAUCAAAUACUAUCUGGCAUGGAAUGACAGAACCAAGAAUUGACACAGAAGAACUGCAGAGGUUGUUCUCAGAGUGUAGAGAAAUCUCUGAAGUUAAUCUCUAUGAUGACAUUUGUCUAAGAAGAGGAGGGAGGAAUCAAACACAGCUUGUGUCCAUUUAUGAUGCCGAGAGGUCUCAACGAAUUGUAUCCGAGCUACGAUCCCUGCAUUGCACACUCACAGACAUCACACAAGUAUUUAUGACCUUGAACUGUGAUGGCCUCCACACAGACAGUUUUGCUGAACUUCUAGAGUUGUUGAAGUCACAGCGGGAUCUUGAUCAAAUAUCCCAUCACACCAAGAAGAGAGGAGCAGGCCAGCUUGAUGCUCCAGAGUUUCUCAUCUCUGAAUUAUCAAAAAUUGACCACUUCAGAGAGAGGCUGGAGUUUCUGAGGUUUAAGAAUAAGAUCCAGAUAAACCUCUUUGAAAUUGAUCAACAAUUGAGAGAACUUCACACGGCCUGUGAAGAGAUUACAUCCAGCGUCCCUCUUAGACAUGUGCUGGAAACAGUUCUAGCUAUAGGAAACCACAUGAAUGCUGGGACUGAUAGAGGGCAAGCAGACGGCUUUCAUCUCGAUGUACUGGCAUCACUCAAGGACGUGCAGGAUAUGUCUAAACAGAACAGUUUAUUGGAGUUGGCCAUGCGGCAAUAUUGUCUAAGAUUUGAGUCUGACCUUGCUUUUGGUUGCCCGACAAGGUUUCGCUUACCAGAACCAUCCAACAUGAGGCAUGCAGCUCAGGUUUCAUUUGAGGAUAUACAGAGAGCAUUGAAAGAGUUAAAAAAUGAACUGUCUGUUGUUAGGAAUAAACUGGAAACACUUUCAAAGCGUGAAGGAAAUACUGUAACUGUCACCCUGCGAGCAAUCAGUGAACACUUUUUGUCAUCAGCCAUGGAAGUCUUAGCCGAGGAGCAGAAACUGCUCGAUGAUACUCGUGUCCAGUUUUGGAAGACUGCAGCAUUUUUCAGCUAUGAUGGUCAGAAAUCAACGCCUCAAGAAUUCUUUCAGAUCUGGGCAUCUUUUCUCCAUGACUGCAAGUACUACUGGAAACUUGCUCACAGAAACUUGGCUAAAGCUAAAUUUAAUGCAGAUUUAUCUUCAAAAAGCCAACUGUCCUGCUCAUCCGUUCCCGGCUUCAACAGUCUAAGGUCAGCCAUGAUGAAACAUGUAGCUGUCUUCCAAGAGGACGAGGAGAUGAGGACCUGCAAGGCUCAACAGCUGCAACACAUUAACUCCUGGAUCCAGUCAGUGGGCAAAUACACAUUAGAGAUGCAGUCAGAAGGUGCCAGUUCAAGCCUAGAUAAAGACUACAUAGGUCAGCAAUUAGUCCCACAAGAAAGAAAGCAUCAACAGCCACAUCUUCAAGAAUCUGAACUAAAUCACUCUUCACCACCUUAUCAGAAUGAAACAUUUGCAGAACCUAGGAAUAAUAAAGCUGUCACAAACCUAGGAAGACAGCUUGAACAAGAAGACAAACCAGUACCAGACUUGAGAGCAGUGCAGCAGAACAAAAUAGGACGUAAUGAUACUGACAUUCCACAAGCCCCAUCUUCGCCAAAACCAAUAAACGCCACACCACCAGAUGUACUGAGACCCCGAGCUACCAUUCAUCCUGCUCUCAAACAACAAGCAAACUCUGCUACCUCUUCAGAAUUUCACAUUGCCAGACCCAUGAUGAUGUUUCAGGCUAAUUCUCCUGGCAUGCAAAGUCAUCGCAAAAACAGCGGUAGUUAUCCAGAUGAUAAUUUUGGCUUUGAACCUCUUUAUGAAAGCCUCUCUCAUUAUUCACGAAACUAUCAUAAUCCUGAGAUGAAUGAGGAGUCCAGCUGUCCACAAGAUGGGGUUCAGGGCUUGACUUCUUCAGGAAGUACAUUGACAGAUCAUGAUAAUAUUCAGAAAAAGAAUUCAAAUUUCUUUAAAUCUUUACUAAAGAGAGAUCAAAUUAGAGGCCCAUUACAUGAAGAGCAUUCACAAGUGUCACCACACAGAAAUGUAUCAACUCCCUUUAGAAAAGUCAAACACACUUUUGCUCAGAAAUUUUCUGCAAAUGGGAAUGCUAAGAAUUCAAAUAGUGUUUCACCGAAGAACUACCCCAUUUCACAUCAAAACAUGGGCAAUGAAAUUCCCAGUAAACCACAAACAAGAGCUUCUUCAAAGCCUGACUCUUAUUACAUGACAGACAAGUCAGCUUUUAACAAUGUAACUGAUGUAAAAGAGAGAGACAGUGUUGAUUACCAGAACAUCUGCUUUCCUGAUCAACCAAGGAAGGAGGUUUUAAAUCAUGCAGAUACACCAGACAGCCUGGAGGUUCACCCUGACCGUUCUGAAAGGAUUUUCUACAGAGAUGGCCAUGAGUCAUUUCCUUCCACUAUCAGCAGCUUGCAGAGUGUCCGGGGCAGAAGUCGACCAUUUUUUCAAGAGAAUGCUUUCUAUAGACGCGAUGUUGCAUUAGGCUCACAUGAUGCUUUCCACAAAGGUCCCAAUGAAGAAGCUAUUGUCUCUGAUAAAGGCCCUACUAACAGUAGUGAGAACAGAACUGAACCUACAAAUCAAUCCAGAAUGAGGGCACCUAUUGCUAUUGGCAGUAAUAUGAGUAUUUCUGAAGCUUAUGCAAAAGGAGCAGAGCAUGAUCAAACUCAGAUGUCUGGAAACCAUGAUUUUCAGCCACCUCAGUCAGCAUUCAGUGAGGUCAAUCAAGAAAAGAUCACUGUAAUUAAUGAUAGAAAUAGUUCAGAUCCAAAAUGGAUAAAAGCCAGUCUUGUUCCGGUAUACAAGGCCAAGGUUAUUCCUAAUUAUGAGAAUCAGUCAAAAUAUGAUCCACGUUUUGAGGGUGGAGUGCGAGGGCAAGCAACAGGAAUGAUUCAGCAUGUGCAUGUUCCACAAGUAUCGAUUAGCUCUGAUGUUUAUAGACAAGAGCUACAGAAGAAGAGUGAACAGUACCUUGGGGGAGGCAUCUAUCCUACUCUUAGCUUGACUUCAGGUGGCAGUGGUAGUCUCAGGGGCAGUGGGUCCACAGGGGCAUCUUACACCAUCCUUCCCCCAAAGUCUAACCAUUAUCAAGCUUUGCCAAUCACUUUACCCCAGAACACCCAAAAGGCCCCAGAAAAUAACUCACACAUGUACCCACAAUCAAGCAACAAUACUAUGCCUGAAACAUCACAAUUAAAGGUCUCCAAUCAAACAUAUGGACAUCGAAACAAUCCAGAAAAUGGGGAAGCUGUCUCAACAUCUGAUUAUUCUCCAAAGGACCUCAGACACAAUAUCGAAGGUACAAAAUCAAAUUCCCGAAGAAAAUCUGAAGUAGCGAAGGGCCAGUCUUUGCCAGUGGAUGCUGGAAAAGGCAGAACAGCUUUUGUUAAUAAUAUCCCUGUUUACAGAAGUUCUAGUGCACACAGCAUUCUUGACCGAGAUAAUGAGUUCAGAAAAGAAGAUAGGAAGUUUCAUUCUGCGUAUGCUAGGACUGAAAGUCAGCCUGAAGCAGAGGGACAUAUUUCAAGAAAAGAUACAGCAGGAAAGAAAACUACUGCAACUACUCAUAGGGCUCAGUCUCCAGUGAGGGGAGAGGCUCCAAAAUCUGUCACGUCACUGAUUGACAAGUUUGAGAAAGGAACUGAUUUGAACAACCCAGGUAUCGGUCUCCUGGAUAUUUCUGACAAACCUCCCUCCAUGACAUCAACGCCAGUGGUCAAAAGGAGAAAUCAGGGAGUUAGCACACCCCAGCCAAGCCAUGGAAAACUGGCAGCUUCCAAGUCAGCAGAUGAAAGUCAUAGAUCUCAGUCUGAAGAACCCAAACAAUUUCAUAACCAAAAGGAAUUUAACAACAUGCCAGGUUGGCCCAAUAGUAAAAUUCUGCAGAAUCAACCUGGCACCGUACAUGCUUCUUUAGAUCGACACAUCUCAAACUCUCAUCAGAUUAUGGCGACUCAUUACACGCAGUCAUACAAUGAGGAGGGCAGAAAAACGCCUCAUGAUCAAAUCUUGUCCAACCAUGUCCAACAUUUCCAUCAGAAUUCAAAUAAUCAGAAAACAAGCCAGCCUUUCACAAACAAACCGAAGCUUCAACAAUCACAGCAUACAGUGUCAGAAACUCCACAUCAGCAUUACAGAGAACAGUAUCUUGAAUCUGACAGUGCUUCAGAACAAACUCAGUCACAAAUAAUCAUAUCUCCUGGAUAUGACAAAGCCCCCAACUGGUACCAACAAAGACAUUCACAGCAAGUAACUCACAACUCCAGGUUUCAGCCACCACACCCAGCAGUGCAGCCAUAUAACAGUUUCCCCACAAACAGCAACAUAAAUGCAGCCUCCCAUGGCACGUCUGAGAGCCUGAGAUGUAAUGAAGACUUUUAUCAAAGCACCAAAGUGACCACCAGUUCAGCAUUUGAGAAUCCUCUUAGAGUGGCAACAAAAUAUGGCCGCCAGCCAGGUGCAAUGGCUGUUGUGAAGCCUACAGUAAUGAAUAUUUAA